This is a messenger RNA of Brassica oleracea var. oleracea, 1327 nucleotides long. RefSeq names its product mitoferrin. The transcript has 2 exons. Gene Ontology annotation, biological process: iron import into the mitochondrion. Gene Ontology annotation, cellular component: mitochondrial membrane. NCBI's taxonomy places the organism in Eukaryota, Viridiplantae, Streptophyta, Magnoliopsida, Brassicales, Brassicaceae. The coding region runs from base 153 to 1121 and encodes 322 amino acids. Gene Ontology annotation, molecular function: ferrous iron transmembrane transporter activity. The record is from RefSeq and is a predicted model, not a curated record.
UAGUCAAUGACAAACCAAUCCUCCCCUUUACAUACGUAUAACCGCCAACUCUCCUUAUCGGUUAUUCACAUCCCUCUUUGGAACCAUCGCUCCAGCAUUUUCGGAAAACCCUAACUUUCAUCUCCGCCGCCACUCCCGAUCUAAGCCCCAAAAUGGCUACGGAGGCCACAACCGCGUCCAAAUUCCAAGACCCGGACCUCCGACCGGUCUCCCAAUUCAAACCGGAAACCGCUCACGACGGUCUCCGGUUCUGGCAAUUCAUGAUCGCCGGCUCGAUCGCCGGCUCCGUCGAGCACAUGGCGAUGUUCCCCGUGGACACAAUCAAGACCCACAUGCAAGCCCUCCGCCCCUGCCCUUUAAAGCGCGUCGGGAUCCGGGAGGCCUUCCGCUCGAUCAUCCAGAAGGAAGGACCCUCCGCGCUCUACCGCGGGAUCUGGGCCAUGGGCCUCGGCGCAGGCCCGGCCCACGCCGUUUACUUUUCCUUCUACGAGGUCUCCAAGAAGUUCCUUUCCUCAGAUUCGAACAACUCCGCCGCGCACGCCGCCUCCGGGGUGUUCGCGACGGUGUCGAGCGACGCGGUGUUCACGCCGAUGGAUAUGGUGAAGCAGAGGCUGCAGAUGGGGGAAGGGACUUACAGAGGGGUGUGGGACUGCGUGAGGAGGGUUAUGAGGGAGGAAGGGUUUGGUGCGUUCUACGCUUCUUAUAGGACGACUGUUCUCAUGAACGCGCCUUUUACUGCUGUCCAUUUCGCUGCUUACGAGGCGGCUAAGAAGGCGUUGGUGGAGGUUUCGCCGGAGAGAGUUGGCGAUGAGGAAGGUUGGUUGGUUCACGCUACGGCCGGAGCGGCUGCUGGUGGGUUAGCGGCGGCUGUGACUACGCCGCUUGAUGUUGUCAAGACGCAGUUGCAGUGUCAGGGUGUGUGUGGAUGCGACCGCUUCACUAGUAGUUCGAUAAGCGAUGUACUUAAAACGAUUGUGAAAAAAGAUGGAUAUAGAGGACUUCUAAGGGGAUGGCUUCCGAGAAUGCUUUUCCAUGCUCCAGCAGCAGCAAUCUGUUGGUCCACUUAUGAAGGUGUCAAGUCUUUCUUUCAGGACUUCAAUGGUGAUCCAAACACUGCCUGAAAAAAAAGACUAAGAGUUAGGUAUCCACGCUCUUGACGAUUCUGUUUGUUUUUCUUUGUAAAAUUGUGUUGUCAGGGUUUUUUAAAGUCACUUUAGAUCAUUUUUUUCCAGGCUUGUGUUGUUGAUGAUGAUGUUGAGAAUUUUGAUGUGUACAAAACUAUGUUUUUUUUUUCCAAAUUUUUCAAUAAUAAUAAUAACUGAAUGAG